ACCGACUCUCUCCCCCUUAAAAACCCGGUGAGAUCUUGAUGAAUUUCUUCUUCUUUUCUUGUUAAAUCACAAGAUUUGGGGCUUAGAAUCUUCCCUCUCAACCCAAAAAAUCUCGGUUCUGCUCUGUUCUUCUCCCCUGUCCGCCGGCUGCUGUGUGUGUGUGAGAUUUUUGGGCUUUUUCUGAGCCGUGAGCAUCCCCCUUGCAAUUCCAUCAGCCCCUAUGCUCGCCUGGUGCGGGUUCUGCUGGCUGGAAAAAAGAAAAGGAAUUCUGGUUCUUAAUCGUUCUAUCAGUUUAGCACUGAGAUCAAGUCUUCGGUUUUAUGCGAGUGAGGUAAGUAAAUUAUGGUAAAGGCCUUCGAUCUUAAAGCAUGUUUUCAAUUGUUUUUGAGAUGGUGGCAAGGUUUAAAUUGAUUUUAUCAACAUUUGAGUGUGGUUAAACUGAAAUGAAAAUUGUGAUGAUUUUUAUGAGAAUUUCAUUGUUUUUCUAGAAUUGAGCAUGAUUGGAAUGAAAAUGAGGAUUUCAUUGUUUUUCUGGAAUUGAGUAUGAUUGGAAUGAAAGCAUGCUAAAAUUUUUACUCACGGGCUAUCCAUAUUUACUUACUGAGUUAUCUCAUAGUUUUCCUUGUCCACCAUUUCAGGAAGCGAAACUGAGGACAGGAAACCAAGGGGAGUGACGAGUUAGAAGGCUAGCCAUUUUUAAAUUGAAUUGCAGGAAACUAAAUACAUCAAUGGAGAUGUUCAAAACAAAAUAACAAAAAUCAGAGCUAAAACUAAUGGCAGCGUAGAGCUACAGACUAAAUUAGGAAAGCUGUUUGGGGAAACUGGAUCUAAACUAAGACAUUGCUUGUAAAAUUAAAAUGUAGAUAACACUAGGCUAGUUGUGUGAGAGGCUGGUCUCCUUCGCUUCAUUUCUUCUUUGCAUCUUUAUAGCAGUAAACACCCUUGGCAGCAUGCUUGGAAAUCUGUGGCAACAACUUGACAAUCAACAGCAGCAUGAAAUCUGAAACAAACUGAUUAUUCUGUUGAUUCUGCCAAUUAUUCUCCUGGAAGUUCGCAACAAACCAACAACCUUGCUGUAGUUGUGGAAAUAACUACUCAACCUUAUCCAGAGAGAUUUACUCCAACAACUUUCAACUAAUGAAAUAUCUACCAACAUGGAUGACACGUGAAAUCAUUAUACUAUUUUGCAAAAAUGGGUGUAAACACUACCUUUAUAGUUUUGUUUGUUCUCUUUCUCUGCCUGAAUCUUACAAGCAUCAAAAAGGCAAACAGAAGUAGUCCCACUGAACCUCCAACAGCACCAAUAAUCACUGCUUUAUUGCUUUUGGAACUUGAAAAUUCAGAAGCUGCAAGUCUGAUAUAGUAGUUUUCCCUUUACUCCACCACCUGCAAGCUGUUGUAGAUUCAAGAGAUCCCCAUACCAAACUGAACACCCAUUGUUCUCAUAAGCACAAGCAGUGGAGGAGCAGUUCCUCAGGCAGGUGGAUUCACACUCCCGAUGCUUCCGGCCGUGGCAGUUUAUGGAUGCCUCGGUAAUGCCAUGUUGGAGUUUACUCAAAAUUUGUCACUCUUCCCAUUAACGUGACUUUGAUUCUGGCACAGCAGUUGGGUUUUCCUCACACAUCCACCAGAAUAAUCUUUCAAGUCCCAAUCAUGGUCCGAUUUUGGCUCAAACCCUUGCAUGCAGUUACAAAAAGGCAAAGCAUUCUCAUGGCAACUGCCAAAUGCCCCACAAAAUGUAUAAACCUCACACUGUUGUCUAGGCUGUGACCAGAACAAAUUCCAUUUCUGGGUGCUCUUCAACCAAGACAACUGCUUAACCUGUCCUGAAAUAUCCAUAACAAAUCUAGAUACAAUAGAAGAAUCUUCGAUAGAAUAUGUGAAAUAGCUUCCAUUUUCGUUGUCAAUAUAGCUAAAAUCGUAGAUGUAUUUCAAUAUCAUUUCAGGAACCAAGUUAAAGAUCUUUCGUUCCCAGUCCCAGGAUCCACUAGUCCAGUACCGUUCAGACCUGUUCCACCGUAUGAUAUAUGAAUUGGACCCCUCUGGAUCAAGCUGAAUAUAAAAGAGUCCUGGAGUAGGAUCCUAAGAAUUAUUCCAUGAAGUAAGAAGUCGGUUUUGAUUAGUCUUCUUGUCAAACCUGAUCUUCAUACCAGGAAGCCAUGUAUCAACAGGAAAAUCAAAACUUUGCCAUAAA
Messenger RNA from Rubroshorea leprosula, 2194 nucleotides. Lineage: Eukaryota; Viridiplantae; Streptophyta; Magnoliopsida; Malvales; Dipterocarpaceae. The record is from the annotation of a GenBank genome assembly.